CCUGGGCCCGGGGCAGAGAGUUGGGCGCGAUGUGGGCUGGCCGUGUCCUUCACGCGGCGCUCUCCGGGGGCCCCCGCGGCCGCCGCGCGCAGUCAGCGCUGGCCCAGCUGCGUGGCAUCCUGGAGGAGGAGCUGGAAGGAAUCCGCGGGGCUGGCACCUGGAAGAGCGAGCGAGUCAUCACGUCCCGUCAAGGACCGCGCAUCCACGUGGACGGCGUCUCCGGAGGAAUCCUUAACUUCUGUGCCAACAACUACCUGGGGCUCAGCAGCCACCCCGAGGUGAUCCAGGCAGGCCUGCAGGCCCUGGAGGAGUUUGGAGCUGGCCUUAGCUCUGUCCGCUUCAUCUGUGGGACCCAGAGCAUCCACAAGGAUCUAGAAGCAAAGAUAGCCCAAUUCCAUCAGCGGGAGGACGCCAUCCUCUAUCCCAGCUGUUUUGAUGCGAACGCUGGCCUCUUUGAGGCCCUCCUGACCCCGGAGGAUGCGGUCCUGUCGGACGAACUGAACCAUGCCUCCAUCAUCGAUGGCAUCCGCCUGUGCAAGGCCCACAAGUACCGCUACCGCCACCUGGACAUGGCCGAUCUGGAGGCCAAGCUGCAGGAGGCCCAGAAGCAUCGGCUGCGCCUAGUGGCCACUGAUGGGGCCUUUUCCAUGGACGGGGACAUCGCACCCCUGCAGGAGAUCUGCCGCCUCGCCUCUCGAUACGGUGCCCUAGUCUUCGUGGACGAAUGCCAUGCCACUGGCUUCCUGGGGGCCACUGGACGGGGCACGGAUGAGCUGCUGGGUGUGAUGGACCAGGUCACCAUCAUCAACUCCACGCUGGGGAAGGCACUGGGCGGAGCAUCAGGGGGCUACACGACAGGACCUGGGCCCCUGGUGUCCCUGCUACGGCAGCGUGCCCGGCCCUACCUCUUCUCCAACAGCCUGCCACCUGCCGUCAUUGGCUGUGCCUCCAAGGCCCUGGACCUGCUCAUGGAGAGCAAUGCCAUUGUGCAGUCUAUGGCAGCAAAGACCCAGCGGUUCCGCAGUAAGAUGGAGGCUGCUGGCUUCACCAUCUCGGGAGCCCAUCACCCCAUCUGCCCUGUGAUGCUGGGUGACGCACGGCUGGCCUCUUGCAUGGCAGAUGACAUGCUGAAGAGAGGCAUCUUUGUCAUCGGGUUCAGCUACCCUGUGGUCCCCAAGGGCAAGGCCCGGAUCCGGGUACAGAUCUCAGCGGUGCACAGCGAGGAGGACAUCGACCGCUGCGUGGAGGCCUUCGUGGAGGUGGGGCGGCUGCACGGGGCACUGCCCUGAGCCCUGGGCACUGACAAGCAGAGCCAAGGGCCCUGUCCCUCCACAGUGACAAAGAGGGCCUUUCAUCAGCGCAGGCCAGAGGCUCUGAGCCCUGUCAAAGUCCUGCACUCAAGCUGGGGCCAGGCCUGUGCUCGUGGCUGUGUGUAAGGCAACAGUGUGGAAACUGGC
This is a messenger RNA of Equus quagga, 1457 nucleotides long. RefSeq names its product glycine C-acetyltransferase (gene GCAT). Gene Ontology annotation, biological process: biosynthetic process; L-threonine catabolic process. The record is from RefSeq and is a predicted model, not a curated record. Gene Ontology annotation, molecular function: glycine C-acetyltransferase activity; pyridoxal phosphate binding. Bases 30 to 1289 code for a protein of 419 amino acids. NCBI's taxonomy places the organism in Eukaryota, Metazoa, Chordata, Mammalia, Perissodactyla, Equidae. The transcript is spliced from 9 exons.